This is a messenger RNA of Uranotaenia lowii, 1841 nucleotides long. RefSeq names its product beta-catenin-like protein 1. Gene Ontology annotation, cellular component: spliceosomal complex. The transcript has 4 exons. Lineage: Eukaryota; Metazoa; Arthropoda; Insecta; Diptera; Culicidae. Bases 14 to 1798 code for a protein of 594 amino acids. The record is from RefSeq and is a predicted model, not a curated record.
AAACACCGCAUGCAUGCUUGUUUAUCAACAUUUCAUUUCUGAAAUUCAACCGGCACGUCAAUAUAAAUUUUCAAAAAGAAAUUUCACCGAGGUCGUUAAAAUGGAUAUUGGAGAGCUGCUGUCGUUCAAGCCGGAGCAAACACCCAAACGUCCGUCGGAUUUCGAUGGGCAGGAGGAAUAUUCCGACGAAGAUGACGAGCCGCAACCGAGCAGAAAGGUGGUCCGCAAAGAACAGGACACUCCCAACGUAAAGGCCAAAGCAACGGCCUCGAUCCCAAAGCAGGAGCCACAAAUAAGCGAACAGGAACGGAUCGAUAUUCUGAAGCUAGUGGAGAGUGAGGAAGUGGAAGGGGAAGUUUUGGAUGAGACCAGUCUGAAGAAGAUUCUUUUAUUGUUCGAAAAACGGGUAUUGAAAAAUCAGGAAAUGCGAAUCAAGUUCCCUGAGAAUCCAGAAAAAUUUAUGGAAAGCGAAAUCGAGUUGAACGAUGUUAUCCAAGAACUGCACGCGGUUGCUACAGUACCGGAUCUUUACACGCUUCUUGUAGAAUUGAAUGGAGUAGCUAGUCUGCUUGAAUUGCUGUCUCACCAAAAUACUGACAUCAGUGUUGCUGUGGUUGAUCUCAUCCAAGAGCUGACGGAUGUUGAUAUCCUUCACGAGAGUAUGGAUGGAGCGGAAACAUUGAUAGAAGCGUUGCGAAACCAACAAGCAGCUGGCCUGUUGGUCCAAAACUUGGAACGUCUUGACGAAACUGUGAAGGAAGAAGCUGAUGGCGUCCACAAUACGUUGGCUAUAUUUGAAAAUUUGAUUGAGAUAAAGUCGGAAUUCUCCAUCGAGGCCGCUGAACAGGGUUUGCUUCAAUGGAUUAUGAAGCGCCUACGGAUGAAAAUGCCGUUCGACGCCAACAAAUUGUACUGUAGUGAGAUUUUGUCGAUACUUGUACAGGAUACAAAUGAAAAUCGAAUUUUGCUAGGCAAUAUUGAUGGUAUUGAUGUACUGCUUCAACAAUUGGCUAUUUACAAACGGCACGAUCCGGCGUCCACCGAGGAGCAAGAGUUUAUGGAAAAUCUUUUCAAUUGUCUGUGCUCUGCGUUGAUGGCUUCAGAAAAUCGAGAAAAGUUUCUCAAAGGUGAAGGUUUACAGCUAAUGAAUUUGAUGCUCCGGGAGAAGAAACUAUCCCGAAAUGGCUCCCUGAAAGUUCUGGACCAUGCUAUGUCCGGUCCGGAUGGGCGCGAAAAUUGUAACAAGUUUGUGGACAUUCUCGGUUUGAGAACGAUUUUCCCGUUGUUCAUGAAAACUCCGAAGCGUAACAAAAAGCGAAUACUGAGCACAGAUGAGCACGAGGAACAUGUGGUGUCGAUUGUGGCCAGCAUGUUACGAAAUUGUAAAGGUCCGCAGCGUCAAAGGCUGCUCACUAAGUUCACUGAAAACGAUUUUGAAAAGGUGGAACGCCUUAUGGAGUUGCACUUCAAGUUUUUGGAAAAAGUAGAGGAAGUUGAUCGUGAAAUUGAUCAGCAAAUGAAUACGAAUGACGAUGAUGAAGAUGAGGAUGCCAAUUACAUCAAACGUCUAGCGGGAGGUUUGUUCACUUUGCAGCUGAUCGAUUACAUUAUACUGGAAAUAAGUUCUACGGAUGUCGUCAAGCAACGGAUCUUGCAGAUCCUUAACUUGCGCAAUGCUUCGAUGAAAACUAUCCGGCACGUUAUGAGAGAGUAUGCCGGUAAUCUUGGUGACGCUGGUAAUUCGGACUGGAGAGAGCAAGAACAAGCCUACAUCAUUCAGUUAGUUGAUCGGUUUUAAAAUAAAAUACAUACAAAUUUAGCGAUACCUGGCAGAUAUCUGA